AGACUAAGAGGAGAGCUGCAAAGGGGUGGCCUGGAGGGUAGAAGCUGCAGAAGGGGAGCUUCCACGGGGGGCUGGCAGAGGAGCCAUGGGGAAAGAGAGCUGCAGGAGAGGAGGCACCCUGUGUCAUGGUUACCCUGGGGUGGGGCUGGGCAGUGGCUUGGACCCCUCUGGAAUGAAGGCACAGCGCUGGCGUAACGAAAACUACGAGAGGCCCGUGGACCUGGAAGGGUCAGGGGAUGACGACCCCUUUGUGGAUGAUGAAAUUGAUGAUCUCUACUCGGGGUCUGGCUCGGGAUAUUUUGAGCAGGAGUCUGGGAUCGAGACAGCGGUGAGGCUCCGCAUGGACACUUCCAUCACGCUCCCCACCACCCCAGCCGUGCUGCCUGUCACAUCCAUGCAGCCCGUGGCAACUCCCUUUGAAAUGUUACCUGCCGAAGAAACGACCCCUGAGCAGGUGACCAGCGUCCUGUAUAUCCCCAGGGUGACAGAGGCACCAGUAAUUCCAGGCUGGAAAGCAACUACCACCAAUGCCUCAGCCACUGACACCUCGCCACCCGCAACGGCUGCUGCUGCUGCCAGCCCCACCACUCCCACUGCCAAGCCAACAACCGUCCAGAGGAUCCUGCCCCCCUUCGUCACGACGAUGGCCACAAUGCGGGCCACCACUCUGGAAAUGCCGACUGCAUCUGUGACGGAAGCUAGCACGGUCACGGAGCCUGCCACGUCCCGGCUUGUCACCUCCAGCACUGCCAGGCCCAGAGCUGGCCCAAAGUCGAGCACCUCCAGGACCGUGGCCGUCAUAGAGAAAAGCACUGACUUUCCGCUGCCGGCUGCUACUUUGGCCCCCACGGUCGCACCCCAGACCGAGCCGCUGGAUGUGACCGUGUCCACGGCCCUCGACAACGAGUUGGAGGUACCUGUCAGUGGCGGGCCCAGCGGAGACUUCGAAAUCCGCGAGGAGGAAGACACGACUCGGCCAGAGCUCAAUAACGAAGUGAUCGCCGCGGUUACCCUGGCAGCAGGGCCGGGGCUGGGGAAGAAUGCAGAGCCCAGCCUCAUAGACAAUACGAUAGACUCUGGGAACUCGGCUGCACAGCUCCCCCAGAAAAACAUCCUGGAGAGGAAAGAAGUGCUAAUAGCUGUCAUUGUGGGCGGCGUGGUCGGGGCGCUCUUUGCUGCCUUUCUGGUCAUGCUACUCAUCUACCGGAUGAAGAAGAAGGACGAGGGGAGCUACACACUGGAGGAGCCAAAGCAGGCGAACGUCACAUACCAAAAGCCCGACAAGCAGGAGGAGUUCUAUGCAUAAAAAGAGCCCAGAGUGCCUCUCUCUCAGUUUCACUCGAUUUCUGGUUCAACUUCCCUCUGUCCCCACCCUUCCCCAUCCAAUCUCUCUCUCUCUCUCUCUCUCUCUCUCUUUCUGAUGGGACUGUGAGUUGAACAAACAAACAAACACUAUAAUAAAAAGAAAAAUAACAUCUUCAGUUAAAAAAUAUACAAAUAAAAGUGUCACCGAUUUCAAACGAAUACCGUAACCUUUCUCCAGCGGACACAGCGUUUGCAGGGGACAGCACGUGUGAGGAGCGAACGGGCAGCCAACUUUCAGUGCCUAUGCGAUCACUCCUCAGAUGAGAGCAUGCUUGGGUGGUCAUUUUCCUGAUGAUGGUUGGAGUUUCCUGGGUGUACCAAACAACACUACUGAUUCUGAGAUCUGAACACCUGUUACCAGAAUCAGGGUAGGGGUGUGAAUUUGGGGAGAGGGAGGGUUUUCUUUCUUUUUGUUGGGUUGGGGGGUUGGUUUCUUACUGGGAGUCGCUGCUCCAUGGCUCUAUUUGGAAAGAGGAUGUGACUGUCAAAUACAAUGUCAAGCCUUGAAAAAGCACAAUGAGAUGAAACAUCUAACGCUGCAAUUUGCUCUCGGAAUGAAAAAUGGCCAGUGGGCUGGAGCGGAGCUUUUAGAUCACCUCCUCAGAGAGUUCACAUAGCUGCAGGGAGCCACAGUUUGCAGUUGUGUGGGGCUCCCUUCCUGACACUGCUUCACUUCAUUGCAUUGCUGUGCACAGCCAGAGACCUUAAGUGUAUAGAAACCACGUUUUGUGGGCUGAGCAGGGGCUUGAUUGACAGGGACCUUGCUUUGGCUGGGUUUUCACUGUGACGAAUAAACGCAGCUAGCGCAGUAUACCCUGCUCUUUGCAGACAACCCACACUCAUGUUUUUAAGGGAAACAGGACGUUGGGGGACGGGGGAUUGACAAGAACAAACAACAAAAGGCUAGAAGGUCAUCUGUGUUCCUUUGAAUGUGAUAAUAUCUCACAAACCUCAUCAAGCCGCACUUUGCAGACAUUCUCCUCAGAUGUUGUUUGGUGAUAGCUCCUGUCAAAUUACAGGAAAUUAAGAAAAUAAAGGAGACAAUAGUAGGUUUUCAAGGGUCACUGUCAGGUCAGUUUAGCUUGAAGAUGUAUCAUUUAUUAAAUCCAAUGAAAUGUUUCCAUUAUUUUUUUUUAGUUUUUAUUUUUAAAACUCCUGUCUAAACUUUACAGCCCUGCGCUAGGACCUGACUGACUUCCAAUGGGCUUUGGAUCAGCUUUGUCCAAAAGGGAAACCAACUAGAAGCAACUGUGAAACUGACUAAUGUGUUCUGAAUCAUCUGAGGUGCGUUUAAGAUGGAAAGAGAAUAAGUGGCAUGAGGGGCCGAUCCAGAACCCAGGCAUUGGGCCCAUAGAGUGGAACAUUCAGUGAGAAAUUUGAAUUCGCCGGUUUUAAUAAUCUAAAGGGCUGUUUGUGAUACAGUUAAGGAAACUGGGUUUUUAAAAAGAUUAUUUGGAUCUUGACCAUGUUCCUUUGAGGCCCUGACUUCACUAUUGUAUUUAAUUAAAAAAAAAAAAAAAGCAGUUGACAUCCUGAUGUCACCAUUGGCACCAUAUGGGCAUUUAGCUCAGGCAGUAUAGACACAGGCAUUGACAUCCUGAGGUGCUUGGGUCAAGCCCCCCAAAUAACCCAUCCAAAGCUGUUGUUCCCUGUGGAACUCUCUCGUGGGUCAGUGAGGGCACACAUGUAACUGGGAACAGGAUAUGCCCUGUUAUCUCACCCUCCUCUGGCUAGGGACCUCGUGGGCGCUUUUUAGUGGGCCGCGCUGGGGACGAUCUGCUCAUGGAACCAGAAAAAGUUUCAGCACAGCCCAGAGAACAAAGUGGCUCUGCCAUGUGGAUGGGAGAGGAGAAUUGUGGCCAAAGCAAACAUCCGGUGAUACCAGCUGGUAUCUAGUGAAAGGCACAAGAAUGACACUCUGGGCUUGGUUCUGAUGUCACACCAGGGUAACUCCACUGAUGUCAGCAGAGUUAUUCCUGAUUGAUCCCAGUGUAACUGACAUCAGAAUGAGGGCUGUCAGUCAUAUGAAAGGGCCCCUCCAGGGCUCCCAGGAGGUGAGCGCCAAAUGUUUCAAGAUUUGGUGAAAAUUUGGAUGGAGGUUUGUUUUUUCUCACCAGCUUUAGGCUGAGAUUUUUCAAAAGGGACUUUGAUUUCGAGUGUCUUUAUUUCUAGGUACUGUAUUGACACCUUAAAGGGGGUCUAAUUCUCAGGGAGUGGAUUCUGAAAAUCAAGCCCCUUAAAGGUAUCUCAAUUUGGACACCCCAAAAGCGGAGGCAACCAAAAAUCAUUAGUUCCCUUUGAAAGACAUGGUCCUAAUCUUUUGAGUGUAUAUUAAAACCUCCAAGCUUAACUUUUUAAAUUUUGCUUUACUCAGCUUCCUCAUUAAUCUGCUCCAUUCUACUUUUUUUCCUUAAUAGUCUGAAGUACUGUAAUACAACUUUUUUUAUUAUUAUCCACUUAAGCUUACCUUUAGACCUCUCAGCUGGUAUUAAGUUAUAAUCCCGAUACUUAAAUCUUUUACAGGUUUGGAAGGGAGUAACGAUCUCAAAAUGUGAGUGUUAGAGCAGGCUGAAAAAUCCUUCUUUCUCUUAAAAGAAUUUAAAGUACAAAAAGACAAAAAAAAAAUUAUUUAAAACACUGAUCAGAGUUGACCAAUGUCUUAAUUUAUUGUCCAGAAGCUGCUGCUACCACUCUCUUUCUGUGUCUCUCUUGGACUGGAAAGUAGAUGUGAUCUCAAGGAGAUUUUUAUCUUGGCUUGUGCCAUACCUUUUCUUUAAAAAAAAAAUUAAAAUCAGUCACCAAUAGGCCCUUCCAACUGUCUCAGCUAUCCACAGUGAAAGGGUAGCUGUAAGAAUCAACAGCUAGGAAUAAGCAUUCCUGAUGUGUUUGAUGUCUUCUCUUCUGUGCAUCGGCUGGGGGACUAGAAGUAACUAUACCAUGAAUGUGGCUUUCUGUAUCUUAAUUUGUUGGAGGAAAUCAUCCAAGAGCUGUCAAUAAUCAAAUGCUGCAAGGAUUUGAUCCACGGCCCACCGGAAUACUAGGAAAGACUCCUGUUCAUUUCAGUGGGGUUAGGACUGUGGGACCCAAUUGGAAGUCAGUGGGAGUUGGAGGAUUAACUCCAUUGGGUGCUUUUGAAAAUCCUGCUCUCAACACAUGAGGAAAUAUGAGUUUCUCCUAGGGCUCCAGGGGGGUUGGUGAGACUCCUGGUGUGAGCCUUGAUCAAAGGGAGGGGAGGGUGUAAAGCAGGUGAUUUUCCCCAGCUGUUGAUCUGGUAAUGAAACAGAAUAUGUAUUAUGAAAAUCAGCUCACGGUAGGUACUGUGUAAGGCAGCAUCUUAACAAACCCUGGGCUUGUGUGGCUAGGGGACAUGGUGCAAAUCUUUGGUUACCUUCUCUGCUUCAGAUGCUGAUUGGUUUAUAGGGCCUGAGUCGGUGAGGUGGUGAGUGCCCUCAGUUCCAGUGGGCUCGUAGUCAAGAAAGGAAGCCCAAAAAUGGGAUUUCAGUGAUUCCACAUCUGAAGUCCUGGCUGUGCGCCUGCUGCCUUAUCCCAUGACCUGCAGUACACAGCAUUUCUUGAUGAUUGCCUGGAAAGCUUCAGCGAGCCCAGAUGCAGCAUUUGGCACUUCGGAAGAUCACGUGGCCCUAACGCAAGACCCAGAAGGAGGUGAUCUAUUAAGUCAGAAAGUAACUUUUCCCCAUAGUCACAUUCGAACCCUACGGCCACUCUUCCAAUUCUGCCCUUUCCUGCUGCCUGGCUUUGCAAAAGGUUUUCUGGGCAGUGAGCAGAGCAGAACCUGAGGUGAUAUCGUGAAUGCAGGCUGAAGCCCUGAUGUAGAGAAGGGCUCAAAUCAAAAUGCAGGAUUCCCCCCUGAACUUUGCAAGGGUUCUGAUUCUGGAUCCGCUUUGACGACUGACCCCUUGGACUAACCCAAAUCCGGGGUCCGCACACAUGAGAAUUUAGGAGCAUUUAGAAUCCAAAUCUGCAACUGCAGUGGUGGAACCGGGGCUCAGGUGUGCUGAAAGCCUGGCCCAAAUGUUGGAGCCCUUGCUACACAAGGGCUACACAGAGAUAGCUGGAAUACUCCUGAAACUGGAUCCAAUGUUUCCUAGCCUCGCUGGCCCUGUCUCAUCUUGGUGUCUCUGCAGUGAAGCCACUUCAGAUUUAUACCGAUGUAAACACAAGCAGAAUCUGGACCAGAGUCAAUAAUGGGCCCUGCUACAGGCUGCAGAGUUUCUUUGCACAUUGACAGUUCCAUUCUCUGUUCUUCUGUUAAAAUGACAAAGGUCCCGUAUAUAGUAACCUGCCUUGCUCAGUUUGAGCCUUUAGCUUUUGGUAUAAUUCAAAACUAGCUAAUCUCCAGCCCAGAAUCUGAUUCCCCCUCCUGCACAGAGGCUUUGUUCCAAUUAAAGUGGUUAGUUAAAAAUGAAAAGGAAUUUUUUUUCUCCUUCUAUUAUUAUAAAUGUUCAUAGUCUGCAGCACUCUCUGGGCUUCCAGGCUUUGAAAGGCUUUUGGCACUGAAACAUUUAUUAGAAUAAUUGAGUCUUGUGAGGCACAUAGCCAGCUGCUCUGCAGUCCUGAGCAAAUACAAAUCCAUUCCAGUGUUUGGAGGAAAAGCUAGCUGGAUGGAGGUCUGAACUCUUAGAAGAAUAUAUGUGUGUGUGUGUGUGUGUAUAUAUGUAUAUGUAUAUGUAUAUGUAUGUAAUUUACAUAUGUAUAUACAUAUAUACUUGUGUGUACACACACACAGAGCUUUAAUUCAAGCCACCUAUGUAAACUAAGUGGGAGGAAACUAUUGUCCUAGAUUUAAGAGUGCUAAAUUCUGCAGAGACUUUGGACCAGUUCCUCAGCCAGAGGAGUCAGUUGACAUCAGCUGAGGAUCUGGCCCCUUUUUCCUUUCUUGACCCUUUCUCAGCAAGGGCCUGAGCCAAAGCCUGGAGAUGCUGAUGGAAAGCCUCCCAUUGACUUCGGUGGGUUUUGUAUGAGGGGCCUAGAGGCAACUUAGCACAUAGUGCCCAGUUAUUGUGUCAGGCCAUUCAGAACCAUUUUCAAGGGGAUUGCAUUUGGUGACUUCCCUUUUCCUCCAUGCUCUUUGUCCAGUGCAGACAUAGAGGAAGAUCAGUCAGGUAAACGGACACAGAGCUUUCAAAGACCUCUCAGUUAUUCCCUUCUGACACCAAGUGUCUUGUGCCUCCAGAUCAGUGGACAUCCUACGUAUCUACAGAAAAGCUCAGUCUGGAGUGGCACCUUUUUGGAAAGUUUUGGAUUUGGAACAACUCGAAACAGAAGAUUUCAGUGAGCUGCCCAGAAUUUUUAAGAUCCUGCCACCAGAUCUUGCGCACUGCAUUUUCAAAGACCUCAAGGGUACCAGUGACUUUCUGAGCAUAAACCACCGUGUUUUGGCUCCCAGAGGUCUAAGUCAUAAACGUACAGUUGACAAUCAAACCAGACAAAACAAAUUAUAAUAAUAUCUCUCUCUCCACAUUAUAUGGUAAAUCUGCUUUUAAAAAUCACUUAUGAAGCAACGUACUUAUCUAACAUUAAUAUUCAACACCAAAUCUCCGGGAUAAAACGCCACCCAUUGGUUAUUCUGUAAAUAAACACAAAGCCAACUUUAUACAUU
This is a messenger RNA of Dermochelys coriacea (leatherback sea turtle), 6985 nucleotides long. RefSeq names its product syndecan 3 (gene SDC3). Gene Ontology annotation, cellular component: cell surface; membrane. Gene Ontology annotation, biological process: cell migration. The coding region runs from base 86 to 1306 and encodes 406 amino acids. The transcript has 5 exons. The record is from RefSeq and is a predicted model, not a curated record. Lineage: Eukaryota; Metazoa; Chordata; Testudines; Dermochelyidae.